Callorhinchus milii (elephant shark) is the source of this 1922-nucleotide messenger RNA. Its product is annotated as b(0,+)-type amino acid transporter 1. The coding region runs from base 104 to 1576 and encodes 490 amino acids. The transcript has 4 exons. The record is from RefSeq and is a predicted model, not a curated record. Gene Ontology annotation, biological process: amino acid transmembrane transport. Gene Ontology annotation, cellular component: membrane. Gene Ontology annotation, molecular function: L-amino acid transmembrane transporter activity. NCBI's taxonomy places the organism in Eukaryota, Metazoa, Chordata, Chondrichthyes, Chimaeriformes, Callorhinchidae.
UGAAUAUUUUCAUCCUGGUACAAGUUCAAAGCUGAGAACAUUGUGUUCCUGAAUGCGGAUCGUGAUGCUGCAAUUUUUCAGUGGAAUUGAGAUGUGACAAGAAAUGGAGCAACAGCAAACUAUAGAAGUCAACAGCAAUGAAGUAAAGGAAAUUGACAACAGGCAUGGAGAAGUACAUCUUAAGCGGACAAUUGGGUAUUUCAGUGGAGUUAAUUUUAUAACAGGUACAAUUAUAGGAUCUGGAAUCUUUGUUUCUCCGGGAGGGGUCCUGAGAUAUUCCCAGUUGAAUGUUGGAGUGGCAUUAAUGAUAUGGUUGGGGUGUGGAAUCCUCUCCACACUGGGUGCCCUGUGUUAUGCUGAAUUAGGGGCAGCAUUGCCUUCAUCUGGAGGGGAAUAUUUUUAUUUGAAGAGAGCGUUAGGCUCUAUUCCUGCUUAUCUUUCUGCUUGGACAAUGGUCAUCUUUACCAGACCAGCAACUUCUGCCGCCAAAGCCUUGACCUUUGCUGAAUAUGUUGUCCAACCUUUCUAUUCUGGCUGUCCACCUCCUGAACAAGUCAAGAAGACUCUGGCAGCAACUACAAUCCUGGUCCUGGGUAUCUUGAACUGCCUGAGUGUAAGGUGGGCCACGAGGGUACAGAACAUAUUCACAGUGUUAAAAAUACUGGCACUGACUAUCAUCAGCCUUGCAGGAGUAGUUCUUAUUGCAAUGGGAAGAACAGAGAACCUGACCAACGCUUUCAGUGGAGACAUUCCCAGUGUGUCUCAGAUUGGAGAAGCCUUUUAUCAAGGACUCUGGGCCUAUGGAGGCUGGAAUACAGUCAAUUAUCUUUCAGAGGAGCUGAAAAGUCCAGCCAAGAAUAUUCCACGCUGCAUAUUAACAUCCGUGCCCAGUGUAUCUGUGUUUUAUGUGCUGGUGAAUCUCUCCUACCUCACUGUACUGACACCAACGGAAAUUGUCUCUUCAGGUGCUGUGGCAGUCACAUGGGCUGACAGAGUGAUUCUAGCCUUUUCCUGGAUUAUUCCUCUGUCUGUCGCCAUCUCAACCUUUGGAUCGAUCAACAGCACCGUAUUCGUACAAGGCCGGUUGAACUUUGCUGUUAGCAGAGAAGGGCAUCUGCCGAUUAUUCUGUCAAUGUUACAUACUCAGCGAUUAACGCCAGUACCAGCCAUAAUCUUGAGUACCAUCCUAUCAAUUAUAUUUAUCAUCCCAACUACAUUAUUAAUGCUGACAAAUUAUUCUGGCUUUAUCUCGUGGCUCCUCAUUGGACUUACCUGUGUCAGUCUAAUCGUGCUUAGAUUCAAAGAGCCCCAUCUACUUAGACCUUAUAAGGUAUUCUUACCAGUUCCCUUUCUGAUGGUCGCAGCCAGUGUGGUGUUUGUUGUGUCUCCGCUGGUGCAAUCUCCCAGGAUUGAAUAUAUCUAUGUGCUGAUCUUUAUAAUAGGAGGUCUUGUCUUCUACUUCCCAUUUGUACAUUUCAAAUUACAUUUUAAAUGCUUUGACACAAUCACAUGUUUUUUACAGCUCUUUUUGGAAGCCUCUCCCCCUGAUGUGCUCAAAGACAUGAAGACCCAAUAAUAUCUUGUCCCUGUAAACUGUACUCGGUCAUUUUAAAAGCUGAUAUCAACAUGUCGCUUGUGAAAAUGUAAACUGCUAUCCUCUUACAAGUGUUACUGUGCAACAUUACUUUGUCGAAGACUUUAUGCUUCCAUGGUCUCAUUGACUCCUUUCUCUUUCUGGUUCAUGUUGCUAUGACUUUCUCCACGUCAAGAUUCAAUGGGAAUUCAAGACUCCCAGUAACUGAGGCUAAACACGAGUAACAUAUUGUGGUAUUGAGCUAUUCAUUCUUUACUUUAUACUUUAUUCAGUCUAUGAGUAAGUAAAACUCAAAGAUUUUGAUUAAAUAAACAACCAGUAGAGGAAU